Molecule: messenger RNA, 1658 nt
Organism: Leptinotarsa decemlineata (Colorado potato beetle)
Lineage: Eukaryota; Metazoa; Arthropoda; Insecta; Coleoptera; Chrysomelidae
Product: WD repeat-containing protein 20
Molecular function (GO): protein binding
Source: RefSeq, a predicted model, not a curated record
CUUUUGACAUUGACAUUAGUCAAGUAAAUUUCUAUCCUAACCUGAAAGGCCCACUGGCUUAAAAUUUUUGAAUAAAGAUGUAAUUCUAAUUCCACUUGUAAUAUAUCGGAGGUAGUUUUUUAACGAAAACUUAUCAAAAAAAUAGUAUAAUAAUGUCUUGACUACCAUUUUGAAAAAUCGGCCCCAAAAUGUCAAGACCAGACAAUUUAUGUAACCAGUCACUCAUAGAAGCCGGGGAGCGGGCCCUAGAUAGAACGAUAGGAGAACCAGGCGAUGUUAAAACCCAAUUUGUCACCAGAGAAGGAACAUACAGGCUCAUGACAUUAAGUGAGUAUUCCAGACCAAAUCGAGUGGGAUACCAGCCUCAGGGUCAGACGCCCCCACAAGUUAGGGUUUCCUUAGUGACUUUACCCGACCAGGGAGAAAGGAUUUGUUUCAAUCACGGCAGGGAACUAUACGUUUAUAUUUACAAAGGUAUUAAGAAGGCUGCAGACUUGAGUAAACCCUUAGAGAAAAAAGUGUAUAAGGGUACGAAUCCAACUUGCCAUGACUUUAACGCAGCGUCUGCGACGGCAGACAGCAUUUGCUUGUUAAUCGGCUUCAGUACCGGUCAAAUACAACUCAUAGACCCUGUGAAGAAAGAACUUAGCAAAUUAUUCAAUGAGGAGAGGUUGAUCGAUAAGACUAGAGUGACAUGCUUACGGUGGGUGCCCGGCAGCAAAAACUCGUUUAUAGCUGCUCAUGCUUCUGGACAGUUUUAUGUUUAUAACGAAGAGUUACCUUGUGGUACAACAGCUCCGCACUACCAGCCGUUCAAAGCUGGCGAAGGAUUUUCCGUGAAUACCUGCAAAACCAAAUCAACAAGAAAUCCUUUAUUUCGUUGGUUGUUGGGUAACGGGGCUGCAAUUAAUGAGUUAGCCUUCAGCCCUAAUGGAUCUCAGUUGGCUGUGGUUUCUCAGGACGGUUCACUUAGAAUAUUUCAGUAUGACAGUAUGGAACUCUUGGGGCAUGCCCGGUCAUACUUCGGGGGUCUGUUGUGUGUAGCUUGGUCAAGUGAUGGAAAAAUGAUUGCAGUAGGUGGUGAAGAUGACUUAGUGACAGUGUAUUCUAUGGAGCAGAAACGGGUAGUGGCUAGAGCACAAGGCCACCGUUCAUGGGUAGCUGCAGUAGCUUUCGACUGGUUUUUAGAGGUGGAGUCUUGUUACAGAAUCGGCUCAGUAGGACAUGACACUCAGAUUUGUCUGUGGGAGUUGCCUGAAGACAAUCUCAUACCCCCUAGACCUAGAGUCAAGAGAAGGCCGGAUCCUCUGCAGCUUGUAGGAACGCCAGCUUGUCCCAGACUGGAGGAGUGUCCGAUUCUUGAACCGUUAGUGUGUAAAAAAAUCGCUCACGAACGUUUGACUUCACUAGUUUUUAGACCUGAUUGUAUUAUAACAGCCUGCCAAGAUGGUUAUGUUUACACUUGGGCUCGCCCUCAUACGUAGUAGAAUUGAAUUAGUAUUUUUGUAAGAAAACCAUUUUUUGUAUCAUAUUUUUUGUACAGCUGGGACCUUUGUGUAUAUAUUUGUAUUGUAUGUGAAAAAGAUUUGUACUAUGUUUCAUUUAAAUUAUUUUGUUGUAACUAUGUAUAUCUCCAAUUACAUUAAUUGAGUAAUUAA